GGGCUUACACGCCGAUGCAGAAGCAUCCAAUCAAAACCAGUGACCUCAGAAGCAUGCAGUGAACGCUAGAUAGAUCGACCACAGUAUUUGGCUCUAAAAUAUCGUCAUCAACACACGCAAAGCGAUGGUGCGGGGAGUGUGGGCGGUGCUACGGAUGGUGUCCUGCAAAGGGUCCCCUGUGCUUAAAUCAAACGUACCUGGUGCUUUCAGAGUUGUUACGCCGCAGCAAAGACAUAUCUACACAACGUUUCCUUCCUGCGUCAGAGCUAUUUCAAGUGUGAGGCCCCUUCAGUCAGCUAUCAGAAUGCCUGAGAUAACCACGGACCACCUGGACGAGAAGCAGGUGCAGCUUCUGGCCGAGAUGUGCAUCCUCAUCGACGAGAACGACCACAAAGUUGGAGCGGACACAAAGAAAAACUGCCAUCUCAAUGCUAACAUUGACAAAGGUUUGUUACACAGAGCUUUCAGCGUGUUCAUUUUCAACAGUGAAGAGAAGCUGCUCUUACAACAGAGGUCUGAUGCCAAAAUCACUUUCCCAGGCUGUUUCACAAACACAUGCUGCAGUCACCCUUUACACACAGACAGUGAGCUGGAGGAGAAGGAUGUAAUUGGAGUGAGGAGAGCAGCUCAGAGGAGACUUGAAGCUGAACUGGGAAUCCCCAUGGAACAGGUGACACCAGAUGAAAUGACCUACCUGACCAGGAUCCACUACAAAGCCCAGUCAGACGGUGUGUGGGGAGAGCAUGAGAUUGACUACAUCCUCUUCAUGCAGAAGGAUGUGGAUUUGAGUCCAGACCCCAAUGAGAUCAAAACCCACUGCUAUGUGAGCAAGGAGGAGCUUCAGGAGAUGUUAGAGAAGGCAAAGCGCAAAGAACUGGAGAUCACACCCUGGUUCAGCCUCAUCGCAGAGACCUUCCUCUUCAAGUGGUGGGACAACCUGCACAACCUCAAACAGUUCAUGGAUCACAACAAAAUCCACCGCAUGUAAAUAAGUCAGCAUCGGGCCACAACUUCAGUCAUUUCAAACACUGAUUCUCUAAGAAAUAAGUGUCACUGGCUAGUUUUUGCCAUGGUAGUAGUAAGUGUAGUACUUUUACACUGAAAACGUAGAUUGUUUGUCAUGCUAAAGGCCAGAGGAAAUGUCGGUUUGUAACUGUGAGGUGCAUUCAUCUACGCAUGGGAACUGAUGCAAGUAAAGUGACUUAGCACUCUGGAUUUACACACUCAACAGAAAGAGAUUAAAUAUCAUCAUGAAGAAUAUUAAGUCCUAACAAUUCCAUGUAGAGAAAAGGCUAUUUUUUUUAUACAAGAACUUAAGUGCCUGAGUACAGGUCAUUAGGUUGAGAGGAACCAUCUCUCAAAGUACUGAUGUGAUGUCUCGGCUUCUACUCACUUCUGUAUAUUGUCAAUAAUGAUAUCACUGAACAAGCUUUGCACUCUUUUACACAAUAAAGUGUUUGUGUUCAUUG
Eleginops maclovinus (Patagonian blennie) is the source of this 1469-nucleotide messenger RNA. RefSeq names its product isopentenyl-diphosphate delta isomerase 1 (gene idi1). The record is from RefSeq and is a predicted model, not a curated record. Gene Ontology annotation, cellular component: cytoplasm. Gene Ontology annotation, biological process: isopentenyl diphosphate biosynthetic process; isoprenoid biosynthetic process. Gene Ontology annotation, molecular function: isopentenyl-diphosphate delta-isomerase activity. Lineage: Eukaryota; Metazoa; Chordata; Actinopteri; Perciformes; Eleginopidae.